AUGUCCGAAUCGGUUUUUGAACCUGGAUAUAAUAGACGCGAGAGCCCUAUCAAGGAACCUCUGUAUCGUGCCAUUAAAGUUGAUCUCAGAGUACUACCACAAGAAGUCACUAAACCAACUUUGAUGAAACGAAAGACGGAUCAUCCCCUUAAUGGAUUUACACAAAAUCAGCAUGAAGACGAACAAGGAAUAAUGCAAGCAACUCUGUUAAACAAUAAGACACACGGCGAAGUAACAGAUUCUCCUGUGGUAUCUAAUGUCUAUGAUCCAAAGAACCAACUAAGAUCCCUGGUGAAGAACGCGGAACGUAAUAAAGACGCUUUGAAACGUCGUAAUGAACAUAUUAAGAAGAUGAAGGCGAACUCACGCAGUAGAUUUGGCUGGUAG
Messenger RNA from Naumovozyma dairenensis CBS 421, 387 nucleotides. RefSeq lists its product as uncharacterized. The transcript has a single exon. NCBI's taxonomy places the organism in Eukaryota, Fungi, Ascomycota, Saccharomycetes, Saccharomycetales, Saccharomycetaceae. The coding region runs from base 1 to 387 and encodes 128 amino acids. The record is from RefSeq and is a predicted model, not a curated record.